Molecule: messenger RNA, 1781 nt
Organism: Ochlerotatus camptorhynchus
Lineage: Eukaryota; Metazoa; Arthropoda; Insecta; Diptera; Culicidae
Product: saccharopine dehydrogenase-like oxidoreductase
Exons: 5
Coding region: 222-1499 (425 amino acids)
Biological process (GO): glycolipid biosynthetic process
Cellular component (GO): mitochondrion; plasma membrane; lipid droplet
Source: RefSeq, a predicted model, not a curated record
AAGGUACAGUUUCACUGCUCAGUCAGUCGUACACUUUCAAACGCUGCAGAGGGUCCGCAUUCUGUGAGAAGGUAGUUUUUUGUGCAACUGAAAAAACAUCCAAACAUAGGUGAUUAGUCGCCAGAUCAGAACAUUGGCAUUAUCAAAGCUGUGACGAGCAACACCGAGAGCAUUUUAUUUGCCAUCCACUACCCACAGCGGAGUAAUAAAAAUCAGCAAACAUGUCCACCGAGCGCCCGCUAGACGUGAUCAUAUUCGGUGCAACCGGUUUCACCGGCAAGUACACCAUCUACGAGGGAAUCAAACUACUGGACGGCCUUAAAUGGGGCGUCGCCGGUAGGAGUAAGGAAAAACUGGCUAAAGUUCUCAAUGAGAUCGGCAAUAAGGCCGAGAAGGAUCUUUCGGAAACGCCAACCGUGAUCGCUGAUGUGAAGGAUCCCGAUUCGCUUAAGAAAAUGGCCGAACAGUGUCGGAUCGUGGUCAACUGCUGUGGUCCCUAUCGAUUCUAUGGGGAACCGGUGGUGAAGGCUUGCAUCGAAGCCGGUACGCACCACGUGGAUGUCAGCGGUGAGCCACAGUACAUGGAACGGAUGCAGCUCCAGUACAACGAGCAGGCCCAGGAGAAGGGAGUCUAUGUGGUGUCCGCUUGCGGAUUUGACAGUAUUCCCGCCGAUCUGGGAACGGUGUUCCUGGAGAAGGAAUUUGACGGGACCAUAAAUUCCGUUGAAACGUUUUUGGAGACGAAGUCGAAUCGGUCGGAUGGUGGAGCGGUCAUUCACUAUGGUACGUGGGAGUCGGCCAUCUAUGGGUUGGCCCAUGCGAACGAGCUGCGCGGACUAAGAAGUCAACUGUUCCAAUCAAGACUGCCCAACUUCCAGCCCCGCUUGAAGGAUCGUCCACUGUUGCAUAGGGCCAAGAUUUCGAACAAUCGCUGGUGUCUGCCGUUCCCGGGUUCCGAUCGAUCGGUGGUGAUGCGAUCACAGAGAUACUUCUACGACAACGAUAAAAAGCGACCGGUCCAGAUGAAGGCCUAUGUCACUUUUGCAACACUCUUCGAGGUGCUCGCUGUAAUUCUGGUUGCUGCCGUGUUUGGCAUUAUGACUCGCUUCAAGCUGGGACGUCAAUUGCUGUUGAAAUACCCACGCCUGUUCUCGGCCGGAUUUGUGUCGCACGAGGGUCCCUCGGAGGAAACGAUGAAGAAUACCGAGUUCACGAUGUACUUCAAGGGCGAGGGGUGGAACCGGGAUGAAGAACAGCUGGAACCGUCCGAUCAGUACAAGGUGCCACCGAAUAAGAAGCUUAAGGUCAAGGUGACAGGAACCAACCCAGGCUACGGAGCGACCUGUGUUGCACUGCUACUGUCAGCGACGACCAUCCUGAAGCAAAGUGACAAGAUGCCCUCGACGGGAGGCGUCUUUCCACCGGGAGCUGCUUACUACAAGACUAAUAUGAUUGAAGAGCUCUGCAAGAAUGGGUUCAAAUUCGAAGUGCUUAAAUAGGAGACUGAUUUCAAAUGACUAGCUAUUCUCAUUCAUCAAUUAGGAUAGCAAUGUGGAUGCACAGGAGCACGAAGGUCGAUGGGCCAUGUCCCUCAUGUUCUUAAAAGGAUUGGGAAUUAUAUGCAUGUUACUGAAUUCUAUAUUAAGCUUUUAUCCGUAUAAGGGUUGUUGUCACUCAUCCUGAGGCCCUGUUCUAAUCAAGUCAGAAAUUGAACUAUUUAUUAACAAAGCGCUUCUUCGAAAGUGUAUUAUCGUAAGACUAUUAUUACUAAUAAAGAGGAA